This is a messenger RNA of Epinephelus fuscoguttatus (brown-marbled grouper), 5344 nucleotides long. RefSeq names its product neuronal acetylcholine receptor subunit alpha-7-like. The coding region runs from base 2900 to 4534 and encodes 544 amino acids. NCBI's taxonomy places the organism in Eukaryota, Metazoa, Chordata, Actinopteri, Perciformes, Serranidae. Gene Ontology annotation, biological process: regulation of membrane potential; monoatomic ion transmembrane transport; nervous system process. Gene Ontology annotation, molecular function: transmembrane signaling receptor activity; acetylcholine-gated monoatomic cation-selective channel activity. Gene Ontology annotation, cellular component: synapse; neuron projection; postsynaptic membrane. The record is from RefSeq and is a predicted model, not a curated record. The transcript is spliced from 10 exons.
UCGGUGCUUUGAGUGAUGCUCGAACAAGUGUGUGUUUUCUGCAUGUGCUGUACACAGUGUGCAUGUCUGUUGUUAAUAUCUGUGCACUCAGCAGCUCUUUUCAACACCGGCAGAGAGUCUGUUGGUGUGCAGCCAGACAGAGAAAUGGAUUUAUUUUUAUAAUGAGCAAGCAACAAUAUGAAAUUUAAUCAUCUUUACUGCAGAUUGUAAAAGCUGGACUGUGCAUUUUUUGUGAUAGAUAGAUAGAUAGAUAGAUAGAUAGAUAGAUAGAUAGAUAGAUAGAUAGAUAGAUAUGCAGGGAGAAACAGAGGGGUGAUUAUGAGGCCACUAGUGGUUAAUUUACGAUGGGAGGACAUUAUGGACACAGGGGACUAUCAAUUUGAAUAAUGGGCAAACCAUCUGUGGAGACAUAUUGAUAUUAAUUAAGGCCUAGUAAAUAAAUAUGGAUUUGACACUAUACAGUAAGUGCAUUACUCAUGGACCAUUAGCACUGUGUGUGGUCUAUGAAGGGGUAUUCACCGUUUGCCCACAGGACAGGCACUACACAGCUAUUUAAAGUGUAUGUCAGUUUUUUUAACUUAUUCAGUGUCCCUCUGAUAUCCCCCAGUAAUAGUUCCCUUCACAUCAAAGCUAUUGCCUUGUGAAGAAUGAAUCAAAAGUGAAUCGAAGUCUAGUGGUGGAGUUAUAGGGCGAAGAGGGAGACAGUUCCCCGCUCUCAUCGUCGUGAGUGCUGUGUGUGUCUGUCUGGGGUGUUUCAGUGUUUAAUGGCCUCACUAUUUCCUGCGUGAAAUGAAAGUGACAUUUUUACAGCAGCGGGAAAGACUCGGACUGUCUGCUGGUGAUCAAUCAGAGACGUAAUUGAUUAGGAGGAACAGGAUUCUUUCUCUCUGGUCUCCUGCUCACAUUCUUCUCUUUCUCCCACACACAUUUUCAUCCUGUGAUCGCUUCUCCUGUCCUGUGUAGUUGAAACCAGUGGUAUAUCUCCCUAUAGGCAACAUAGGCAGCUGUCUUGGGCAGCCAAAAUUAAAAAAAAAAAAAAGAAGAAGACCAUCAGGGAAAUGGUGGUGUGGUGCAGAGUAUAUGGAGAGUCUUAGACUAAGAGAAAAUGAAAAGGCAAGACACCCGGGGUGCAAUACAAAAUGUGAAGAAGAUUAAUUUGUGCACGCAGUAUCUCUUCCAUCUCUCCAUCCAUUUUCAUCCACUUAUCCAGGGCCGGGUUGUAGGGGCAGCAGGUUGAGCGAGGUACUCCAGACGUAUUUCUCCCCAGCAAUAUACUCCAGCUCCUCCUGAGGGAUUCCCAGGCGUUCCCAGGCCAAAUGUCAUGAUCCCUCCCGCAUGUUCUGGGUCUACCUUGGGGCCUCCUACCAGCUGGAUGUGCCCAGAGAACCUCUAAUGGAAGGGGUCCCGGAAGCAUCCUGAUCAGAUGCCCAACCACCUCAACUGACCCCUUUUGACAUGAAGGAGCAGCGGCUCUACUCCGAGCUACUUACCCUACCUCUAUGGCUGAACCCAGCCAACCCACAAAUGAAACUCAUUUCGUCCGCUUGUAUCUGUGAUUUCAUUCUUUCGGUCACUACCCAAAGCUCAUGACCAUAGUUGAGGGUUGAGACGUAGAUGGACCAGCAUAUCGCAAGCUUUGCUUCCGGCUCAGCUUCCUCUUCACCAGGAUGAUCCAGUGCAAUACCUGCGUCACUGCUGAUGCUGCACCAAACCACCUGCCCAUAUCACAAUUCAUUUUAUCCUCACCCAUGCACAAGAUCCAGAGAUCCUCAAACUCCUUUGCUUGGGGCAGUAACCCACUCCCAACCCAGAAGGGGCAAUCCACUGUUUUCUGGCAGGGAAACAUGGCCUCAGACUUAGAGAAACUGACUCUCAUCCUGUGCUUCACACUCGGCUGCAGAGUGCCCCAGUGGAUGCUGCAGGCCAUGGUGUGAUGAGGCCACAAGAGAGCAGAGAUGCAAAUCUGAGGUCCCCAAAUUGGACACUUUCCUCACCCCGGCUUGUCACAGAUUCAUAGUUCUGAUGGAGGCCAACAUCCACUGAGAACAUGUUUGACCUUGUGUCAAGUAUGUGGACAAUAUCCUUUGUGUUUAUUUGUGUUGAUUUCGUUCUUAUUAAUGAUAAUGUCAUAAAUAUAAUCAUGAUAAUUUGUGUUUGCGGGGUUGUAUGCGCUAGGUCAGGCGCUGCUUAAAAUGUUACCUUUUCUUACACCACUAAAAGCCCACAGUCUCUUUUAUCUCCAUUGGAGCAUGUCUGCUCUCCCACUGUUAGUUUGUUUCUCCUUCUCUUUCUCAUUCACCUCGCCUUUAGUUUUCUACACCACUUUCACCCAAACGAUCCAUCAAUCAUUGUAAUCACACCGUUUUUCUGCCAUUGCUCUCUCUUCAGUGCUUUCUCCUCGUCUCCCCAGGAACAGCUUUCUCGUUGUAACUGUCACUUUUUUUUCUCUUGCUCCUCUUUUGUGAUUCAACUCUCACAUUUUUCCAUCCCAUCAUCUCCUCUCCAUUGAACUCCCCUCCUCUAUUCAGUAUCAGUGCAGGGUCCUCACCAGCGGUUUCUGCUCAGGGAGCUGCUGAGGGACUACAACCCCAUGGAGAGACCGGUGGCCAACGACUCCCAGGCUCUCACUGUACAGUUUUCCUUCACUCUAAUGCAGGUCAUGGAUGUGGGGGCUGCCAACUAUGUUAGACAUGAGAACAUGAAUGGCCCUGGCUAGAGGCAGUGUUUGGUUUGUCUGUCCUGGGCUACUGUAGUAACAUGGCGGUGCAACAUGGCAGACUGCGUGGACGAGGACCUGCUCCCUAUGUAGAUAUAAGCAGCCAAUUCUAAGCUAACAAAAACACAAUUCUUAUUGCAGGAUGAAAAGAACCAGAUCCUCACCACAAAUGCCUGGCUGCAGAUGCAGUGGUAUGACCACUACCUUCAGUGGAACCAGUCAGAGUAUCCUGGAGUUAAGAACCUCCGUUUCACCCCUGACCAGGUCUGGACACCUGACAUACUGCUUUACAACAGUGCUCAUGAUAAGUUUGAUGCCACCUUUAAGACCAAUGUGUUGGUAAACUCCAGCGGCUUCUGUGAGUAUCUGCCUCCAGGAAUAUUUGUCAGCACAUGUAACGUGGACGUGCGAUGGUUUCCGUUCGACAUCCAGCGCUGUGAACUGAAGUUUGGCUCCUGGACGUUUGAUGGCUGGCUGCUGGACAUCCAGAUGAAGGAGGCAGACGUGUCAGGAUACAUGCCCAAUGGAGAGUGGGACCUUCUGGAGGUCCCUGGAGGUCGUCACGAAGUUUUCUACGACUGCUGUGCAGAACCUUACCCUGAUGUUACGUUUGUGGUGACCUUACGAAGGAGGACCUUGUUUUACGCUCUAAACCUUCUCAUCCCCUGUGUUCUCCUCUCCUCCAUGACCCUGGUGGUCUUUCUGCUCCCCGCCAACUCGGGGGAGAAGAUCAGCCUUGGCAUCACGGUUCUGCUCUCGCUGACUGUCUUCAUGCUGAUGGUUGCAGAGAUUAUGCCCGCCACUUCAGAUUCUGUACCCCUGAUAGGGCAGUACUUUGCCAGCACCAUGGUGAUUGUCGGGAUGUCCGUAGUGGCCACAGUCAUUGUCCUCCAGUUCCAUCACCACAACCCCAACAGUGGACACAUGCCACGCUGGGUGCACUUGGUUCUGCUGCAGUGGGUUCCUUGGUUCCUGCGGAUGAAGCGUCCAGGAGAGGGAGCGGAGCCGCCUCUUUCCAACUGCCAAGACUCUCAGAGCAAGACCUUGUCCUCUCCCACUACCACCGCUACCACCACUACCAUCCCCACGCCAGUGCCCCCCAUCCUCCCCCCCAGCCUCAACUCCCUGCAGGCCAGUCUAGCUCAGCUCAACCACCCUCUGUCGCACCAACUGCCCCACCGGCGCAACUCUCAGGCUGUGAUCCUCCCUAAUCAUGUCCACAGAGAACCCAGCCCCAAUCCACAUCCACAGCCCAAUGGCCACUUGCUUUACAUGGGCUUCCAGACCUUCCAAACCACGGCAGAGCUGGAGCCGGUUCAGAGGAACAGAACCACAAGUCAUGGGAGGGUUAACAGUGGACUAGGUGGAGGGGAAGGAGAGGGAGUGGGAGCAGCAGGAGGACCAGCUGGAGACACACCUAUCCAUCACCACCUCCCGUCAUCCAAGUUUGGGAGCCCCCCACAGGAAAAUCAACUGUCCCCGGACCCUGACCCAUCAACCACAUCCUCUGGACCCUGUGGCCUAGAGGCUGGGGCCGGAGUGGGGAGAUCAGCCGCUGUACACACCCACAGCGGUGUGAUUCGAUCUGUGGCAGUGGACAACCAGCUGCAGGCUCUUCUGGUGGAGGUGCAGUUUUUGGUGGAGCGUGUUAAGGAGCAGGACCGGCAGCUCAGCUUGGCGGAGCAGUGGCAGUUUGCUGCAGCUGUCAUCGACCGCCUGUGCCUGGUGGGAUUCAGUGUUUUCAACAUCAUCUGUACCAUUGCUAUUCUCAUGGCUGCACCCAACUUUGGAGAGGCACUGUCAAAAGACUUCCUCUGACAGACUAAAAAGAAAGGGAUGUGACAGAGUGGAAGAUUUUAAGGCAUAAUGCAGAUGAUGAUUUGUUGGAAGCACAACUGCUGUUAAUGACACCAGGACAUGCAGCAACAGACAUUUCCUAUUUGGUACGCUGGAGAGGCACAUGUGGAGUGGACUAUGAUUUGGAAACAUUAUGGUGCGAUGUUACCAUUUUUCAUGAUAGAAUAUAUCUAACGAUGUGCACAUAUAGAGUUCAUACAUUCUUUUUGUAAACGUUUCUAUGGAAGUUUGAUUGAUGUGUUUGUUUCUCCCAAAAGGCAGCACUCCAGUCUUAAAAAAGCGAAAGAAUCGUCUCAUGCAUUGAUCAUUUUUGUGAAUUUUGUUUUCAGCUAAUGGACUGUCAACUGAAACCUUUAACAGAGCAUCAAAUGAUUCAUUGGAAUAUGGAUGGUUGUGGAUUUCUUCUUAAAGUUUGACAGUUAAAUAAGAAGGGAAGAGGUUCUGGAACAGUUUUGUGAAUGAGGAUCCUAAAGGAAAAUGAUCCCAGAAUUUAUGUGAGAUCUGGAAAGCAUGACUUUACUAAAUUUGUUAUAAAGUAUUUGUACUGCCGUCUUUGGAUGCUACAUGAAGAUGCUCAGUAGAAAAACUGGACACUGACGUGCUGCAUGUAAACCUGCAUUUCCUGACAAUACAGACUCAGAUUCUCUGCGUGCUCUUCUCUUAUAAGUCACUUCCCCCAAGUAUAAUUUAUACUGUGGCUCACACAUUUUGUUACCACUGAUCGGUUUCUUUGCAGGAUUUUAUUUUUUUUAGAAUUUCAAUUAAAUUUUG